AUGGUGGGGUGGAUUGGCUGGACGUUUUCCUUCGUCUUCCAGACAAUUCCAAGUAUCCUAUACUGGAUUAUAACAUUCGCUACAAUAACACUGCCCACAUGGCUUUUCACACUCUUUUCUAUGAGCCUGACGUUCACGAUGAACUUCACGACAUUACUCUUAAUCGUCCUGGCUGUGGUCUCGACCAUCAGCUGGUUUAUCCGCUACCGAUUCAUGAAUAUGUACAGCCGCCUUCCUCCCGAGCCGCAACGCAAGGAACCUCAAUUAGACUUGUUUCCAGAUAUACAAGAAGGCGAUUCGAAACCAGGCCUGGCCAAUUACUUGGACGAGUUUCUCAGCGCGAUCAAAGUUUUUGGAUACCUGGAAAGACCCGUAUUUCACGAGUUGACACGGACAAUGCAAACGAGGAAGCUAAUCGCGGGCGAGACGCUUCAACUUGAGGAGGAAAAAGGGUUCUGUCUCGUUGUGGACGGUCUGGUACAGAUUUUCGUGAAGUCAAUGCGGGAUGGCAAGAGCAGUUGGAAUGGAGACGCUGUUGAGGAUUCAUCUGACGAGGACUAUAACCCCCAAGAUGGGAAACAGGGCUACCAGCUGCUUACAGAGGUCAAGAAUGGUGCCUCUAUGUCCUCCCUGUUCUCCAUCCUAUCCCUUUUCACCGAGGAUAUCAACUUGCGAAAUAGCGAAGGCUCAUACUUUGAUACGCCAAGUGUUCAGCCAAGCCCCGCUCGAGUGGCCGAGUCAUUUCCCGGUAGCCCCGGCGCUGUUCUGACCGGGACCCCUCCUGGCGCUGCUCGCGAAAAUGGUGAUGAUGGCUCUAACACCAACGGUAAUGGGGAGUUUCUUCCAUCAGUUCCACCAUUGAACCUCGGGGAGAGCAGCGUACCUUCGCAGACAGGCGACAGCCGUAUCAUGGCUGCCAAACGGUUACAAGGUAGCCGAAGGAAAUCGGUCCAUCCGGACAUUGUGGCUCGAGCGACAGUAGACACCACAAUUGCGAUCAUUCCAGCCAGCGCCUUUCGCCGUCUUACGAGACUUUAUCCCAGAGCUACCGCCCACAUUGUGCAAGUUAUCCUCACACGGCUACAGAGAGUGACGUUUGCAACAGCACACUCCUAUCUAGGCCUGACAAACGAUGUAUUAGGCAUUGAGAAACAGAUGACCAAAUUCACCACAUAUGACCUACCAAACGAUAUCCGCGGCGCCGCCCUAGAUCGUCUCAAGGACAAAUUCUUGAAAGAGAGGAACAGGCUAGGCUCCGAAGAAAUCAUGAGGGGAAUCGCACUGCAUAAUCCUUAUGCUGGUAGAAGACGUCGAUCGAGCAGCUUCCUCAGGAAGGAGGCCGCCCUCCACGCAAAGAUGGCGAUGACGCAGCCGCCCAUUUCACUUGGAGGCCGAGAAAAAUCUCCAGGUGAGCGCGAUUCGGCUGGAGUCAGCCCAGGAGACCUUCUCUCUACUAUCCAGCUCUCUCGGUUCGGCCCUAAGCAUGAACAAUUCGCUUCUAUCCCUCGGCUCCAUUCGCCCCUCACUGAGAAAGAACGUUCUCCGAUGCGCAGGGCAUCUCUCCAGCGGAAAGACUCAGUUGACGAAGACAGCAUAUUCCGCGAGUCCAUAUUGGACUGCAUAAUGAACGGUAUCGGUCUGACCGCCAGUUCUCACGAUGAGAUCCGCAAAGGCAGGAAUGGCUCUGGUGAAUUGUCCCCAAAAUUGGUUUCUUACGAUUCGCGUCGCCAAAAAGCUGUUUUCUCCAACAACGCUUUCGGCUUCAUUGAUCCCUACGAAGGUUCCGGAGAUGGGGAAACGGAGUCUAUGAUGUCCAUGUCGGUCACAAGCGCCGGCGGCACGGCGCCUAUCGUUAACUUGAGGGAAGAUCUUCGUAAUGAUAUUGAGAUCGUCUACUUCCCCAAGGGUUCAGUUCUUGUGGAGCAGGGAGAACGCCAUCCGGGAUUGUAUUAUGUGAUAGAUGGCUUCCUGGAUGUUGGGGUUCCUAUUAACGACAAGGCUGAAGAUCUCGUUGGGACGUCAAGGCCCGUCCACUUGCAGUCCCAGGAUGAGUCGUUCCCGACUCUAAAACGCACCCAGACGGCUACCUCUCGCCCUGCGACCCUUGGAGCUUCUGCUGGCGACCCGAAGCGCAAAAGGCAAUCUCGAAAAUCUCUUUACCUGAUCAAACCAGGUGGAAUCCAGGGUUAUGUGGGUGCGAUGGCCUCAUAUCGUUCGUAUACCGACGUUGUCGCGAAGACAGAUGUCUAUGUGGGAUUUUUACCCCGAGCAUCUCUGGAAAGGCUGGCAGAACGAUACCCUAUAGCAUUAUUGACACUAGCGAAGCGACUGACCAGUCUACUACCGCGCUUGCUCCUCCACAUUGAUUUUGCUUUGGAGUGGGUGCAAGUGAGUGCUGGCCAAGUCGUUUACCACCAGGGUGAUGAAAGCGAUGCGAUAUACAUAGUUCUAAAUGGACGUCUGCGCUCCGUUCUCGAAAGCGCUGGAGGAAAAAUGACAGUUGUUGGCGAGCAUGGGCAAGGGGAGAGCGUUGGCGAGUUGGAGGUUAUGACUGAGUCUACUCGGCCCGCCACAUUGCACGCAAUACGUGAUACCGAAUUGGCCAAAUUCCCCAGGUCCCUCUUCAACAGUCUUGCCCAAGAGCAUACUGGGAUUACAAUCCAGGUAUCAAAACUCAUCGCGCAAAGGAUGCGGGAUUUGGUGGAGAACCCUAUGCCUGAGCAAGGGGCUGAGCCUGGUAAUACCAGCAGUGUCAAAACCGCAACGUCUACCCUUAACCUCCGCACCGUCGGUAUUCUUCCAGUAACUGCAGGAGUCCCAGUCGUCGAAUUCGGCCACCGGCUUUUGCAUGCUCUUCAGCAGCUUGGAGUUACCGACGGAGUGACGUCUCUAAACCAGGCGGCUAUUUUGAAUCAUCUGGGGCGGCACGCUUUCAGCAGAAUGGGAAAGCUCAAACUUUCUCAGUAUCUCGCCGACUUGGAGGAGAAAUACGGAAUGGUCUUGUACAUUGCCGACACAAAUGUGAAUUCGCCCUGGACCCAAACAUGCAUUUCGCAGGCCGAUUGCAUACUUCUGGUGGGCCUUGCAGAAUCAUCGCCCAGCGUCGGAGAGUACGAACGGUUCUUACUCGGCAUGAAAUCUACUGCAAGGAAAGAGCUCGUGCUGUUGCAUGCGGACCGAUAUUGCGCUCCUGGACUCAGCCGCAAGUGGUUGAAGAAUCGCGUUUGGAUUAAUGGAGGUCACCAUCAUAUCCAAAUGGGUUUCCGACUUACUGCUGAGCCAUCACAUCCUCAAGCAAAACGGCUUGGCACAGUAUUGAAGCAAAGAGUUCAAAUCCUUCAGGCCGAGAUCCAGAAGUACACGUCUCGCAGAAUCCAGCAGACACCACUCUACUCUUCGCAGACACCGUUCAAGGGUGAUUUUCACCGUCUGGCACGUCGAUUGUGCGGCAGGGCAGUCGGCCUCGUACUCGGCGGUGGUGGAGCUAGAGGAAUUGCUCAUGUUGGCGUUAUCAAGGCCCUGGAAGAGGCUGGAAUCCCUGUUGACAUUGUCGGUGGAACAUCGAUCGGCGCGUUUAUCGGCGCUCUCUAUGCUCGGGAUGCAGACGUUGUUCCCAUGUAUGGCCGUGCCAAGAAGUUUGCCGGUCGUAUGGGAAGCAUGUGGCGCUUCGCGCUGGACCUGACAUAUCCCUCUGUGUCAUACACUACCGGCCACGAAUUCAAUCGCGGUAUUUUCAAGACCUUUGGCGAUAGCCAAAUUGAAGAUUUCUGGCUCGAGUUUUAUUGCAAUACGACCAACAUUAGUCGGUCUCGAGCUGAGUACCAUUCCUCUGGCUACGUCUGGCGGUAUGUCCGCGCGUCGAUGUCCCUGGCAGGUCUUAUCCCUCCUAUCUGCGACGAGGGCAGCAUGUUACUCGAUGGUGGUUACAUCGACAACCUUACAGUAGCCCACAUGAAGACACUGGGUGCAGACGUGAUCUUCGCCAUUGACGUUGGCUCUAUCGACGAUAACACUCCCCAAGGCUACGGCGAUUCUCUAUCCGGUUUCUGGUCCGUCGUCAACCGCUGGAACCCAUUCUCUUCGAUACCGAACCCACCCACCCUGUCCGAAAUCCAGGCACGACUAGCAUACGUGUCAUCCAUCGACAACCUUGAACGGGCCAAGAACAGUCCCGGAUGUCUCUACCUACGUCCUCCAAUCGAUCGCUACGGCACAUUGGAGUUUGGCAAAUUCGACGAAAUCUACCAGGUUGGUUAUGCUUACGGCAAAGAGUACUUGGAGAAACUCAAGAGCGAAGGGUCUCUGCCGCUUCCGGAAGAGACCGAGGAGAAGAAGAAACUUCAGCGUACGCUGGCGCCGCGCCGGGCCAGUAUUUAG
Aspergillus calidoustus is the source of this 4377-nucleotide messenger RNA. Lineage: Eukaryota; Fungi; Ascomycota; Eurotiomycetes; Eurotiales; Aspergillaceae. The record is from the annotation of a GenBank genome assembly.